AUGACCCGACAGCCCGAGUCCCGACACCCCGACCGUUCAAUACGUCAGGAAUUGAGAUUCGAGAAAGGGGCCCAAGCUCCCAAUGACGGGAAGCUUCAAGCUCCGGAGCUGUCUGGCUUGUCAAACGACCUCGACCACGAAAAUGCUAUUAACGAGAGUUCGAGUAGCGCCAUCAAAGUGUUUCCUAGUGGCAAAGGGAACAUUCUCAGCUACCUCGACACCACGCCCCCGAACCCUAGAUUGGCCAUUGGCACGACCUCAUCGAUUCCACCAACACCGCAGACGUUCACCGAGAACCGCGAAUUUCUAACCAUCCUGACCGACGUCCUCCGGAAGCACGCCGCCCAAGACCCGAACCUCAAAAGCCAAGCUCAAGCUUUCGCAGGACCCGGCGGAGCGACACUCGGAUCAGGAGGCGCUUUCUUCCCUGGACAGCGAAAGCAACGACGUACAAAGGGGAAUGCUGCAGGCCUGGGUGGAGGGGGAGGAGCCGGUGGUGGUGGAGGCGGCGGAGCGAGUGCUCAGGGAGGUGCUGGCGGCGGUGGAGUCGGGGGCCACGUCCAUCUCAGUGAUCUGAGGAAUCCACCUGACUACGGCCGGAUUGCUUGGCCGGAGGAUAUUCUCGGCAGCAUCGAGGUCGAUGGGGGUGGAAACAUCGUAGGAGAGUUUGAACCCAGUGGGACAUACCGUAUCAUCACCAAUGAGGGAAUCUUGGGACUUAGCGACUUUAUGCGAGCGAAACUCGUGGAAAGGCUCAAAGAGGAGGAGAGAAAGGGUUGA
Molecule: messenger RNA, 780 nt
Organism: Anthostomella pinea
Lineage: Eukaryota; Fungi; Ascomycota; Sordariomycetes; Xylariales; Xylariaceae
Source: the annotation of a GenBank genome assembly